Messenger RNA from Salvia miltiorrhiza (redroot sage), 1503 nucleotides. RefSeq names its product pirin-like protein. The transcript is spliced from 7 exons. The record is from RefSeq and is a predicted model, not a curated record. NCBI's taxonomy places the organism in Eukaryota, Viridiplantae, Streptophyta, Magnoliopsida, Lamiales, Lamiaceae. The coding region runs from base 158 to 1147 and encodes 329 amino acids.
AGUGAAUGUUUGUAUUUUUCUAUGAAAGUUGUGAAAAAUGAAAAUCAAAGUUGACGAGAAUUAAAAAACGCAGUAAAAGAAAGUGGUUAUGUGAGGCAUAUAAAUAAGAGGUGUGGGAGCAGACAGAAGAGACAGAGGCAGCGUGUAGUGUUUUUAUAUGAUCUCUGCAACCAAACUAGUGUUGUUGAAUCUCACAAAACACAAACCCAACAACAUCAAUACACCAAAACGCCAAAUUUAUUCUCAUUUUCUGAGAAAUAUAAUGUCUCUAACCGCUCAAUCCACGGCCUUCCAACACCCCAGAUUGGUAGCCAAGAAACUCUUGGCCAAGCCCCAGAGCGAGGGAGAAGGUGCAGUUGUCAGAAGAAGCAUCGGAAGGCCCGAGUUCAAGUCCCUGGAUCCUUUCCUCUUGCUGGAUGAAUUUUCUGUUUCACCGCCUGCUGGAUUCCCUGAUCAUCCCCACCGCGGGUUUGAGACUGUUACAUACGUGUUACAGGGAGGCAUCACACAUCAAGAUUUUGCUGGUCACAAGGGUACAAUACAUGCCGGUGAAGUGCAGUGGAUGACUGCAGGGAGGGGUAUAGUCCACUCAGAAAUGCCUGCAGGAGAAGGUACUCACACAGGCCUGCAACUGUGGAUCAAUCUCUCUUCCAAUGAUAAGAUGAUUGAGCCUAGAUAUCAAGAAUUGCUGAGAGAUGACAUCCCAAAUGCAGAGGAAGACGGUGUUGAAGUUCGAGUGAUUGCAGGGGAGUCGAUGGGCGUUCACUCCCCGGUUUACACGCGAACCCCAACAAUGUACCUCGAUUUCACCCUACAACACAACUCUCAGCAUCAUCAGAGGAUCCCAGAGUCAUGGAACGCAUUUGCAUACAUUAUUGAAGGGGAAGGGGUGUUUGGGAUACCUAACUCGCCUCCCGUGUCAGCUCACCAUAUCUUGGUUUUGGGGCCGGGCGAGGGGCUAAGCGUAUGGAACAAGUCGGCCAAGCCACUGAGGUUCAUCUUGGUGGGUGGUGAGCCACUCAAUGAGCCAGUGGUUCAGCAUGGCCCCUUUGUCAUGAACACACAAGCCGAAAUCGAGAAAACCAUUGAGGACUACUACUAUGGCAACAAUGGCUUUGAGAUGGCAAGAAACUGGAGGUCUAAAUGACUGCUGCUGCAACAACUAAGUCAAAUUAAUUAGGUGAUAUCCAAAAAAAAAAAAAAAAGUUGUAAAGUUUCUGUCACUAGCAAUCUCAAUCUUCACCAACACAUUCACACACACAAACACACCAUCAUCAUUGGUUCAAGAUUUUAUCAUAGUAAUGGGGACAGAAAGCUUCUAGAAGCUUAGAAAAUAUGCAGCACUGAGAUACUAUGUUUGAUAGCUGAGGUGAUCAUGAUGGGGUCAGCUUGCUUCUAGAACUUGUUGAUUCUUGUAUUGUUUUUUCUUUUGGUUGUGUAAUUAGUUUUGAGAUUUACAAGUUUAUUCUUGUCGGAAUAAGAUCUUCUAAUAAAUUGCAUUAA